Symbiodinium sp. CCMP2592 is the source of this 1005-nucleotide messenger RNA. The record is from the annotation of a GenBank genome assembly. NCBI's taxonomy places the organism in Eukaryota, Dinophyceae, Suessiales, Symbiodiniaceae.
AUGGCGUUGGCCUGCGGCUUGCUGCUCCUGUAUGCAGGCAUCUUCUUCACUGAAGGCAUGCGCCCAGUGGACAUGUCGGCCUUGGAGUCGGAGGACUUGGGUGCUUGCAAGAAGCGGAAAGGCUCAACUCCAGGCUCGGAGAUUUGGUGCCGAUGCAAUCAUCAGGGUGGACCAAUCGUGAGCCAGGAGGCUUGCGAGGAUCCCAAUGGAGACCGGAAGACGAAAUGCCAAUGGGACGAGGACCAAUUGAAGUGCUUGCCGACAGCCCCGGCGACCAGCACUUCGGAGGACAUCUUCUCCGAGAUCCACGAAGUCAGCGAAAAUCUAAAGAACGAUGACACAAAUAUGUCGCUGCGUGACCUUGUUACAAACACGACAUCGACAUCGGCGGACCUUCAUUGGCUCCAUCCCUGGCAUGCUGUCAACUAUGUCGGGAGCUGGGUCUCCCCUUCCUCUGCUGCGACGACAACCACCACAUCAGAAGUGCCGGAGGUGAUGCAGCGAGAGUUGAACUUUGAACCAGGGAAAAUGAAAAGCCUUCCGCAGUCGUCAGAGGAGUCAGAGGAUCUUACGCAGCGCGGCAGCAAUUCCAACAAACUAUGCUGGUCCGGUUUCUUCAGGUGCUGGGCCUUAUGCAGAGCCUUAGCAGAACAGAUUGCCCAGGUCGGCUGGCGGAGAGGAAGAGAACGAGAAGACGAUGCGCGGCACCUAAGAUGUUGCCGGAGUUGCAUUCUGGGCUGUGCCUUGCGCCUGUUCCCGAGGACCAGCAGCGAGGCGUUCGAUGUGUACACAACGACGCCUACAACGAAAUCCUUGCAGCUCGGCAGCAGGACAAUUCUGUCCGAGUUUUGCGUGUCAAGACAUGAGGGCGAGGUCUCUGUGCACAUCGGAGGUUUCCCGAGUCUCCAGAGACAGAGACCACGACGCCGCUUCUUUGCAAGAAGUGCGAAGUGCGAAAGGGGUCGGCGAGAUGCUUCCCGCAACGUCCGCCGUUUGCAAAGCUGA